AUGGAUGUCCUUGCUACCCUCGACCCCAGGCUCCGUUUUAAGACCACCGAUCUCAACGGAAUUCAAUACAGAUAUAUCCACGCAGAGCCGGAUUCGGGCAAAUCUGCUGGUCCCGUUUUCCUCAUCCAUGGAUGGCCCGAUUUGGCCCUGGGCUGGGCCAACCACAUCCCCUUCCUCCUAUCCAAGGGUCUGAGCGUCGUCGCGUUGGACAAGAUAGGGUAUGGAGGAACUGAUUCACCCGAGGACGUCGAGUUCUAUACUUGGAAGCGCGCUGCAGACGAUAUCGCCACACUUGCAAGCCAACUUGGCCUUUCCCGAAUCAUUCUCGGCGGACACGAUUUUGGUGGAGCAGUGGUCUAUCGCACCGCCAUCUGGCACCCAGACCUCGUUGCAGCCUUCUACGUGCUCAACACGCCCUUCGCAGCUCCCACGGCCUCGUUUGUAGAUCUCGCCUAUGAAUGGCCUGGAUUCAAAUACCAGCAGCAAUUCCGCACAAGCGCCAUUGCGGAUUAUGUUGGGCCGGCUGAUGCUCAAAACACCACGCGCAUUCGACAGAUCCUGAACAACGUCUACGGGGUAAUUGGCCCCAACGGCGAACAGCCUAGCAACGUCACAGGUAUUGGAUUUUACUUUGAUCUGCUUGAUCUUGUAACUACGGACACACCGCUUCUCACCAAGGCGCAGAUCGACUUCUACGUCGAUGAAUACACCAAGAAGCCAAUCAAUCACACGCUUAAUGAGUAUCGCAACAACAAGCUGAACUGGGAAGAUGAGCGGGUACUUAUUCCUGACAACACCACUUACAGCGGCAAGUUCAAGCAACCUGCAUUAUACAUCGCUGCAACCCAGGACCUAACGCUGCCCCCGGCUUUAUCUGAGGGGAUGGAAACGUACUUUGACAGCCUGAGCCGGGGUGAGAUCGAUGGUGGGCACUGGGCGAGGUGGGAGAACCCUCUCGAGGUUGAGCACUAUGUCGGAAACUGGUUGGCUACGUCGGUUUUUGGUAAUGCUUCCCUGAACCUUACUGCAGGGCUCGGCCUUGGAGCACCCUGA
Colletotrichum phormii is the source of this 1053-nucleotide messenger RNA. Its product is annotated as epoxide hydrolase. Lineage: Eukaryota; Fungi; Ascomycota; Sordariomycetes; Glomerellales; Glomerellaceae. The record is from RefSeq and is a predicted model, not a curated record. Bases 1 to 1053 code for a protein of 350 amino acids. Gene Ontology annotation, molecular function: hydrolase activity. The transcript is spliced from 2 exons.